CCGAACAACAAAGACCAGAGGGAACGUUCUCUUCUGGCACAAAUCACAGCUUUGCUGUGACGAUGGAUGUGGUUCUCUGCAUGCUGAUACUUCACAAUGGGAAGCACCAUGCACACCUAGAUAGUGAUGCAUUUUGAUUGCUUAUUUGUAUAUCAGAGUAUUUCCUACAACCAUCUUAACUUGGUAUAAAAAAAACUUUAUUUAGAAGCUAGGGAUGGACUUCACAUUAGCCGCCCUCGCCGCAGGCAGCGCCACCGUGGCUCCGUCCUCUCAGUCGGACAUGUCCGGCCACCUGUGGCUUUUGGUGCUGGGCUUCAUCAUCGCCUUCGUCCUGGCUUUCUCUGUGGGGGCCAACGACGUGGCCAACUCCUUUGGCACGGCGGUCGGCUCUGGAGUGGUCACCUUGCGGCAGGCCUGCAUCCUGGCUACCAUCUUCGAGACGGUGGGCUCGGUCCUGCUGGGGGCCAAAGUCAGCGAGACCAUUCGAAAGGGCAUCAUCGACGUCCAAAUGUACAACGGCUCUGAACAUGUCCUGAUGGCGGGAUCGAUAAGUGCAAUGUUUGGCUCUGCUGUGUGGCAGCUGUUUGCAUCAUUCCUGAGGCUCCCCAUUUCUGGAACUCACUGUAUUGUUGGCGCGACAAUAGGUUUCUCCAUGGUAGCCAGGGGUCCCCAUGGGAUCAAAUGGGUUGAGCUUCUCCGCAUAGUGGCAUCCUGGUUCCUGUCGCCAGUGCUGUCUGGUAUAUUGUCAGGAUUUCUCUUUUACUUUCUCCGCAAGUUCAUUCUUAGGAAGGCUGACCCGUUGCCCAACGGCCUCCGAGCUCUUCCAGUGUUCUACGCCAUCGUUAUGAGCAUCAACCUGUUCUCCAUUAUGUUUACAGGAGCACCAAUGUUGGGUUUUGACAGAGUUCCAUGGUGGGGUACAGUGUGCAUCUCGCUGGGCUGUGGGGUCAUCACACAGUUGGUUGUCUGGUUUGUUGUCUGUCCGCGCCUUAGGAAGAAAAUCAAACAAGAAACAGGCGCUGCUCCUUGUGAAACUCCUCUGAUGGAAAAAAACACUGAAGCCAAUGGUAAAGCAGUAAAUGUGCCGAUACCCACUCAACCUCGGAGCGCCCCGGAAAGCAGUCAGAAUGUUGCUUUCAAUCUCGGAGGCUCGGAGGAGGCCGACUUAGACAAGGAGACCAAAGACCUGGAUCUUAGUAAUGGACUGAAUGGUCCAAUGAUGAUCACGGACCCUAACAGUGGUCGGUCGCACGCAAUCCACAAAGACUCGGGUCUCUACAAAGACCUGCUUCACAAGCUCCACGUAGCCAAAGUCGGGGACUGCAUUGGUGACAGUGACACAGAGGAGCGGCCCAUUCGCCGGAACAACAGCUACACCUCCUACACCAUGGCCCUCUACGGCAUCCAGGGAGAGCCCAAGGGCCUGCAGGACGACUGGAAGAGGAGGUCCCGGGUGGACAGCUACAGCAGCUACAGCUCGGCCUUGACCAGAGGAAGUUCUAUCAAGGAUGCGAGUGUGACGCAGGAGGCUACUUGGGAGCAUCCUCCAGAGGAAGAUGAGCUCGAUCAGCCUGCCGUCUCAUCGCUUUUUCAGUUCCUGCAGAUACUAACAGCAUGCUUCGGCUCUUUUGCUCAUGGUGGGAAUGAUGUCAGCAAUGCCAUCGGUCCACUUGUGGCACUGUGGCUUCUAUACGAGAGUGGUUCUGUGGAUUCCAAUACACCGACACCAAUCUGGCUACUGCUUUAUGGCAGUGUAGGCAUUUGCACGGGGCUCUGGGUGUGGGGUCGCAGGGUCAUCCAGACCAUGGGAAAAGACCUCACUCCCAUUACACCAUCUAGUGGCUUCAGCAUCGAGUUAGCCUCCGCCCUCACAGUUGUUGUGGCGUCCAAUGUUGGUCUUCCGGUCAGCACAACACACUGCAAGGUCGGAUCCGUAGUCGCUGUGGGAUGGCUGCGCUCAAGGAAAUCGGUGGACUGGCAUCUGUUCAGGAACAUAUUUAUUGCUUGGUUCGUCACUGUUCCUAUCUCAGGCCUUAUCAGUGCCGCCAUCAUGGCUCUCUUUGUGUAUGUUAUUCUGUGAGUACAAUCGAUGCUGGACCACCAGCACUCUUUGUUGAUGAGAAAAUUGUUGUAGUAUGUUGAUAACGUCUCUACUGUAAUGUUCGUUAUGCUCAAUACCAAGCAGAAUCAUCAAGAAUUCUGAAGAAGACUGUCAUACCUUAUAAUAUAAUUUUGUAUAGAUGGAACUGUAUAAAAUUAUCAA
Messenger RNA from Entelurus aequoreus (snake pipefish), 2263 nucleotides. It is a transcript of the gene slc20a1a, whose product is annotated as solute carrier family 20 member 1a. The transcript is spliced from 11 exons. Gene Ontology annotation, cellular component: membrane. Gene Ontology annotation, biological process: phosphate ion transmembrane transport. Lineage: Eukaryota; Metazoa; Chordata; Actinopteri; Syngnathiformes; Syngnathidae. Gene Ontology annotation, molecular function: phosphate transmembrane transporter activity. The record is from RefSeq and is a predicted model, not a curated record. Bases 215 to 2080 code for a protein of 621 amino acids.